This is a messenger RNA of Acanthopagrus latus (yellowfin seabream), 5390 nucleotides long. RefSeq names its product checkpoint suppressor 1 (gene ches1). The transcript has 6 exons. Gene Ontology annotation, cellular component: nucleus. Gene Ontology annotation, molecular function: DNA-binding transcription factor activity; cis-regulatory region sequence-specific DNA binding. Lineage: Eukaryota; Metazoa; Chordata; Actinopteri; Spariformes; Sparidae. Gene Ontology annotation, biological process: regulation of DNA-templated transcription. Bases 397 to 1854 code for a protein of 485 amino acids. The record is from RefSeq and is a predicted model, not a curated record.
GAGAGAGAGAGAGAGAGAGAGACUAUAGGAACGCAGCAGCUCGUGUGUGUGUGUGUGCGCGCGAGCGCGCGUGUGUGUGUGUGGAGGUACGCUCGCUCGGUGGUUAGAAACGACUGGCGGGGCGGAUAUGGAGGGGCUCGGGAAAAACGCUGGGAACUGACCGAGCACCGAGACGAAGAGAGGGGGAACGAGAAGAGAGAGAGAGAGAGAGAGAGAGAGAGAGAGAGAGAGGGAGAGAGAGAGGAAGGACGGACGGACAGCACGGAAGGAAGGAAGGAAGGAAAGGAGAGGAGGAGAGGAGGAGGAGAGAGAGAAGUGUGACAGAGGAGAGGAAGAUUGUGAAGAAGGGGCUCGUCUGGAACACAGAAGGAUCCUAAGGAGUGAGCCCUGGGCUGGAUGGGACCCACCAUGCCCCCCAGUAAGAAGGCGCAGAGCCCCAGUAGUGGAGCCAGUGCCUCGCAGGGUAUGAGCCCGCCGUACCGGCAGGGGGACGCCGCCACGGCAGCAUCCGAGGCGGAGGCGGCUGACCUCUCCCUGUCCCUGUCCGCCUCCUUCUCCAAGGCCGAGGACGAGGAGCUCACCAGCCUCUCCUGGCUCCACGAGAGCACCGACCUCCUCAACAGCUUCAGCCACUCGGGGCUGCGUAGCGUCUCCCCCCUGCAGGACCCCGACGGUCAGCACCCGCGCUCCCCUUCUUCCUCGUCUCCCUCCCCGGACGACCCCCUGCUCGGCGAUGCACACUCGGCGUACGACUUGGCAGCAGGGGCGAACAGAAAACCGCCGUACUCCUUCAGCUGCCUGAUCUUCAUGGCCAUCGAGGACGCGCCCAAUAAGCGGCUGCCGGUGAAGGAUAUCUACGGCUGGAUCCUGGAGCACUUCCCUUACUUUGCGAGCGCCCCAACAGGCUGGAAGAACUCAGUGCGCCACAAUCUGUCGCUCAACAAGUGUUUCAAGAAGGUGGAUAAAGACCGGAGCCAGAGCAUAGGCAAAGGCUCUCUGUGGUCCAUAGAUCCGGAGUACAGACACAACCUGAUCCAGGCGCUGAAGAAGACGCCGUACCAUCCGUACUCGCCGGGCCUGGCCACCCCCUCCACCUCCCCACCCACCCUGCCUCAGACAUUUCACCACAGUCCUCCAUUGUGGUCGGGGAGUCCCCUCUUCAGAAAGAACGGAGGAGUUCUCCUACAAGUUCCUCGUGGUGUGAUCCAAAAUGGCGCCCGUGUAAGGAGCCAGGCACUCUUCCCUGUGAUCAGACCCCUACCUGUAAGCCCCGUGGGGAGCAGAACCUCUGCCAUCAGAUCAUCCCUGGGAGAUUAUCUGAGCCGAGGACAGGACAGCCCAUCCCGCUACUCCCCUCCGCCCGGCAGUGAGGACCUCCAGGACGACCACACUUACAGCACCGCCAAAUCCCCCAGCAGGCUGUGCAACUCCCAAGCUGACCCUUCUUCCCCCCUGGACGACGACGACAUCAUCGCCGUGGAGAUCCAGUCAGACGUCAAACCCGAGCCCAGGGAGAUCCCUCUGGAUUCUCACGUCAGUGCUGCCGCCGCAGCCGCCUACAUUUCCCAGCAGCCCCUGCGCGGACAGAGACGUAGUUCGGGGGCGGGCGCUGGGACUCUGGCAGGGAGCAGUUUGCCCUGGACCAAAAACCGAGCGAGGGGCAUUAGCGACACGCUGCCGCUGAAGAAGCGGCGUGCGGCGGCCGUGGAGAAGCCGCCGGAGAGCGACGACGAGGAGAUGAAGGAGGCGGCGGGGUCGCUGCUCCACCUGGCGGGCGUCAGAGCCUGCCUCAACAACAUCACAAAUCGCACCGCCAAGGGCCAGAAGGAGCAGAAAGAGGCCCUGAGAAACUAAGACACAGAUAUACAUCACAAGUACAUAGUCAUGCACACACACAAAGCACACACACACACACACAUUAACACACAGACACACAUAUACGACACACAAAUAGGUCAACAGGUAACGUUACUACAGCAUUAGUCUCAACGGACACUUCUCAUCUCCCUCUAUCUAUCUGCAGGGCAUUAGGUGAAUCCUACUUAUUUGUGGCAAUAUCAAAAAUCUAUGUUUUCCUACAUGUUCAGCAACACUAACAUCAAUGGGUAUUUCUCAUGUGUCUCUGUUGUUUUUGUUGUUUAAAAGGGGAUGAAAGCCAUAAAAAAAGCAUGUUUUGUCACUAAUCUGGACAAGUUGAACACGACAAAACCGAAUCACAUUGAGGAGCGCACAGUACGCAAACACAGAAGAUGGCUGUUUGUCUUACCUGUUUGUUUCCAUGUGAAUCUGUAGCAAUCUCGCAGCGAUGCCAGCGGAGACGGCGGCGCCCGGCAACUAACGGGGGGGGGGGGCCUCUUUUCCCAAGACUUAGGGGGCCUCAGUCAGGCCGCUCGCUGGCAUCGCUCGCCUACAUCCACGAGCACAAAUGUGAGACUGUGCCAAAGAUAAGCGACCAGGUUGCUUCAUGUAGCCGAUACGACAGCCGACAAAAAAUAAAAAAAAAAGAGAAGAAGAAGUAGUAAAAGGAGAACAAGAGAGAGAGAGAGAGAGAGAGAGAGAGAAUGACCUUAAGUGUCAAAAUAAUUGUAAAACCCAAUGUGAUAUAUAUUCAUGCACUUAAGAUUAUUUAACGCCACUUAUAAUAGAAGCAUCAUGGGUAAAGACAUGGUUUAUUUCAAGAGCACUCAUAGUAUUUAAGAAUAGAUAUUUUAAAAUAAAAAAAAAAAAAAUGGUCAUGUUUAUCACCAUAGAGAUGGAUAGUGUGCCGGGUCUGAGGCAAUAUCUCCUUCAUUUUGUUGUUGUUGUUGCAUAAUGUAAACGUCCCUGAAACUCCCCCCAGUACUUCUGUCCAUAGACGUAGACACCUGGUAUAGAUAUCGGAGCUACCAGUAGCUACCACACCUUCCUCUUCAUUUGACAAUGUCAAAGAACUAUAUACAUAAACUGUGGGUUUUAGAUUUCUGUUUGUGUCUGUUUACCCUCACUCUACCCUCAUAAAGAUAUAAGCAAUUUGUCCCGCGUGGACAACUCUGUAAAAAGGUUAGAAAAUAUUUUAUUUUUUUCCUUUCUUAAUUGAAGCAAUUUGACCUGCAGGACUUUCUCAGUUAUAUUGCAUGGGUGCUUGUAAAUAAGAUAAAAAGCAAAUCUUUUUUAUUCAAAGAUCAUGUAAGAUAAACGAUGUAUUUAGCAUGAAGCAUGACUUAUUUUCAUAUAAACCUUGAUCCUAGAGGAAAGAAAAAAAGUUUUGCCGCCAAUUCUUAUACCCGUGAUUAUAUUGUUUAUUUGUUUUGUUUUGUUUUUGUUUCUUUUGAAUCUUUUGGGUUUUUAUUCUGAGCGGGCUUUUCAAAGACACGUCUUCAGGGAGGAGCGUGGGAGAUCACUCUGCAAUUAGUGGCCCUGAGGGUGCCGCCUCUGGGCUUCGGGGUUCAGGCUUACGUAGGCCAGCUGAAUCACCUCUUAGGGGUGGGCUUCCGUCUUCUUCUGCCUGUACAUUGAUUUUUUUUUUUUUUUUUUUUUUAGGUGUUCAGUGUUAACCCUAGUGUUAUUUCAGAACACAUGUGUAGAGUGUGUGAGUUUGUGUGCCCAGGAACACACACCCCUUUAACAUUGUGCCUGCCUGCCUUCCUGCCUGCCCUCAGUACCUCUGUUGUCAUGUCUCGGACAUGUUUUUUUUUUUGUUUGUUUUUUUUGGACAGAAUGUCUUUAUUUAUAACAGUAUUGUUCUUUUUUUCUCUCUCCUGUGUGUUUAAUGUACAUGUGUCCUUAAUUUUUUUCCCAUCGGCAUUGUUCAGUGUAAAUGUGUGGAUCGGACGGGCGAGGGAAACUUUUGUAGGUGUCCAGAAUGAACCUCAUAUCUCCAAAAAAAAAAGGCUACUUGGGAGUUUGAAAUGAAAAGAAGGAAAGAAUGUAGAUGGCAUAAAUGACUAAAAAACAAAAAAACGUUGGUUUCUUCAUUUACAUACAGUAUUUGUUAACCCUUUGAUUAAAGGACUUACCUGCCGUUGUGGAUGUCAAGCUUGCACACAGCCUAUUACAUAUUUAUCUCAAGAGCCCAAUCUGGAGAUCAGAGGUUGUUUUGGUUUUUUAUUAUUUUUUCUUAUAUGUUGCCACUCUACAACGUGUAUGUGUACCUCACUCAUCAUGAAAACACUGACUUGAUUGAAAUUUUACAACGGGCAGUUUGACAUUCUUUGCAUCAGAAGUGAUAUAGAUGCUGCGCUGCCAUUACUCGGCAUGCUUUUGCCUCAAACAGGAAUGCAUUAAAGUAUUAAUUUUGCCCCCCACCACACACACAACAUGCAUAAGAGCUUUGUAGGAGAAAAAAAACAUUGGCUGGUUGUAGCAGCGCAGUCACGCAAGGUUUUGUUAAGCUGUUGAGUGACUGUCAGCGAGCCGAGCAGGCAAACAAAUGCAUGUCCCAUCCUCUGGUACAGUCUUUGGCCACCUGUAGCAUGCAUCACUGGCUUUGCAUUUUGUAUGGUAUCCAUGCCGACGUAUUCAAAAAAAAAAAAAAAAAAAAAAAAAAGGCUAAAAGGAGACACUGUCAGUGUUCUUGUUGUGUGCCAUCCGUCUCUCGUCUGAUAUUUGUCUGAGUGCUCGCGCCGCCCGGGUCAAGCACUCUGCUGUAUUUCGCAGUAACAAUCCACUGUUGUGGUGACUAAUAACGUGUUCAGCUGGCAAGAGGCAUGUCGAGGGGAGGAUGCGUUGCUUCUAGCAACCACCUUUUUUCCUCUGACUCACUCAGUGACACGCAGGGAAGAUGAACUCCUGACCUACGAGUCCUGGAAAAACAGAGCAACACAUAAAAUGGGACGUUACAAAAGCAAAGGAAAUAUACUUCACUGCCUGAGAAUCCCCCCUUAAACAAGUGUUUCUUUCAAAACCUGCCAAUCAUCCGGUGAAAUGCUCUAAACAACAAAAAAAGAGUUGCCAUUCUUUUAUUAUUAUUAUUUGUAGAUGUUUUUAUUAUGCACAUUUUUCAUUUUCUGUUUUGUUUUCUCUCUGACAAAAGUUAUCUACAAUACUGCCAUUUUUUUUUUCCGGUGACUGUCUGAGCUGAAUAUUGGAAAGCCAUAGGUUAGAGAUGUCAAAAUGCAAAACUGUUAUUGAUCUGUGAGAUGUGAUGCGGAUACACCCAGGUGUUGGUUUUGUUUUUUUUUUUUCAUUUUCUUUUUCAGUAAAUGUUCAAUUCUCUCCUUAUUGUGCAAUCAUAUUGCCAAAGAAUGAUUUCAAGACCUAUUUCAUCACUACAUGUAAAUAUCAACGUUGUCCAAUACCGUGGCAAAAAAUAUAUAAAUGUUGUUUUAUUUUGUUUUCCAUUUUCUGAAAAACUGCAAUGAUGUUUAUGUGAUGUAUUGUCUUCCAGUUGGUUGCAAUAAUAAAAAAUACAA